Messenger RNA from Seminavis robusta, 417 nucleotides. NCBI's taxonomy places the organism in Eukaryota, Bacillariophyta, Bacillariophyceae, Naviculales, Naviculaceae. The record is from the annotation of a GenBank genome assembly.
AUGUUGCACUGGAUCAAGGACCGAAGAGCCAAGAGAAACGCCAAGACUAAGAAUAAGAAGAACAGCAGCACCAGGACAGUAGAAGACCCAGCAAAGGAAAUAAUCCAAAAGCCAGUUCCAGGUAUGGAUCCAACGGAUUCUACCUCCAGCGUCGCCUCCUCCAAUGGUACGCCUCGCCAGGUCCAAAAGCCUCCAAAGAGAGUCUCUUCUCUGGACAACCGUCGAUCGGACCAUUCUCGACGAAUGUCUCUUACGGACAGAGACUUUGAUUCCCUCCUUGUGCGAUCCCGUGGCUGGGUCUUUGAUCCUGCUGAUGGCAAGUCCAGGCCCCACCAUGAUCGACAGCACAAUCGAGCCAUGGCGGGAAACGAAUAUGACAAGUAUGUCUUUGCACCCAAACAGCCUAUCAUGGGCUAG